CCUUGUCCAAACUAUCACAAUCUCACCAACCGUCCUCCAGUGAACACCAGGAGUCAAAAUGGCGUCUAUGAAAGUGGUGUGUUUAGUUUUGUUAUUUGGGGGUGCCAUGGCCCAGCCCCCCAAACAAGGCUUCUGGAAGGACACACCCCUAGACAGCAUGGUCGAAGAAAUGAGAUCAGGCUGCGUUGAGGGCUCGGAUCCGACUGCCUGCAUCAAAUACAAGGUCAUGUCUUUGCUGGACAGCAUCUUCAAAAAGGACACGUUCCAGAUCUCCGAUGCAGUGGAAGUAACGAAGAACGAUGCUAGCAACGACGCAACUGGACGUUCUUCGGGCGAUUUCAUGGACAGCAUUGAGAACUAUAUCCAGUCUCACGACGUGACCUUCCAGAUGCCAAUUGCUGAUACCAAAAUCACUGUCAGCCCGAGAAACCUAGACAACGAUGAGCUUAGCUUGAACAUCAAAUUCAACAAGGAAGGAGCCCGCUCCGUUGGGGAAGCACGUAAAGCCAAGCUCAAGAAGAUCAUCGUCCCAAUCCUGGUGUUCGUUCUCCUUAAGGCCAUGACUCUCAUCCCCCUGGCUAUCGGUGUCCUCGGAUUGAAGGCCUGGAACGCGCUGCAACUGUCUUUCUUCUCUUUCGUCGUCUCCGUAGCCUUGGCUAUCUUCCAACUGUGCAAGAAGUUUACCCAGAUUGCCGCGGACAACUCCCAUCCGCAGAUCUCCGCUCACGGACCCUGGGAUGCUGCUUAUGCCGCCACUCGCCACAGGAGAGAGGCUGAACCCCAGGACUUGGCUCAAGAGCUGGCUUACAACGCUUACCACUAAGGAAAACGACCUCCUGAGAGUUACAGACCAUUAAACCCUCGUUCACACAAAAGUUCUUUUUCACGGACGUUAAAAAUACGUCCAAAUAUAGUAUGAAGCUAAAUGAACGUCUAUUUCCAAAGCCCAAAUUUGAAAAUGCAACACUGCUCGAAAAAAAGCGUCAUGUUCUAAAAAACGCUGUCUUGAGAACAUAUACUAGGGAAUGCAUUUGUUGUAAUUGAAAGCUUUUUUAACGUCCGUUUAAAAACUCUCGUGCGAAUGAGACCUGACAAAACAAACGCGUAUUCUCGGACUCUUAGAUAAAACAGAUUUCAACCUUUGGAACUUAAUGCCUAUUUGUAGUAGCCAUUUUGAAAAUUCAAGCAAUAGUUUCAUAGGUUUUUUAGGACAUUGUAUCUAUCGAAAUACCGUUCUUUGUAUUGUAUACGACAUAUAACUCUCUUUAUAAUGAUAAUAGGAAACGAUUACUGAUCGAAUGAAUACCUGCACCGUAUGUUAUGUAGCAAACGGGUACAAACCAAAUAGGUUUUUCGAAACCGUGCGUGUAAAUAUUUAGUGUGGAUUGUAAUUAUUUAUUUAGUUGUGUGUGUGUAUGAUUGAUUUGUGUGAUUGUUUUAUUUAUUGUUUAAAUAAAUCAUAUUUUAAAA
Molecule: messenger RNA, 1470 nt
Organism: Bicyclus anynana (squinting bush brown)
Lineage: Eukaryota; Metazoa; Arthropoda; Insecta; Lepidoptera; Nymphalidae
Gene: Osi19
Exons: 3
Coding region: 59-823 (254 amino acids)
Source: RefSeq, a predicted model, not a curated record